UAAAGGUUGCAUACAAUACAAAAACCCCUGGCGCCUAGGGUUUAAGCGACCACACCUAAACUACUCGAAAUCCUUCCUUUGGUUUCUAAGCUAUCUACUUUUCGUUUCGAUUGCGUGCUGAAGGUUUAUUACAAUGGCUUCCCAACACGAAAGCGGGUUGAGUGUCGACCCGAUUCCUAUUGGGGUCGAGACAACAAUGGCUUCGCAACAGGAGAAUCUGUUGGAUAUUGAUCCGAAUCCAGUUGGGGUGGAGACCCAGGAAGCGCAGACAGAAAAUUUUGCGACUUUGGGUUCUGUUGUUCCUAUUGAGGAAGGUGUGGAGAAGAUCAAUUUGUUGGAUUCCUCUCAUUCUUUUUCGAUUGAGGAGAAGGGUGAUAAGGAUGACAGCGGAAGUGAUAGUGAUAGUGAAAGCGGUGAUAAGGAUGACAGCGGAAGUGAUAGUGAUAAUGAAAGCGGAAGUGAUAGUGAUAGUGAAAGCGGAAGUGAGAGCGAAAGCGAAAGUGAGAAUUCAGGGUCUGAAAGUUCUGAUUCUGGUAGUGAAAGCAGUAGUACUAGUGAUAGCGAAGAGGAGAGUGAUGAUGGCGACGAUGAUGAUGAGAACGAGGUACAAGUUGAAGAAGGCGAGAUUAGUUCUGAUGAAGAAAAGGUAGCUAGUUGGAGCAUGGUUGAUGAUGAUGCCGAUCGUGAUGAUGAAGAUGGUGAUGCUGGAGUUGGACCCAUCAGGUCAAAGAACGAGCUUCAGAAUCUGCCCGUUGUUCCUCCUGUCAAUGCUGCUUUGGAACCACACCAUCAAACGUUGCCAGUGGGAAUCAUUACUUCUAUUCUUGGUGCUCAAGUCAUUGUGGAAGGAGUGGAGAAGCAUGACCCUCUUAAUGAGGGUUCUAUUCUUUGGUUGACUGAAAGUCGAAAGCCACUAGGUUUAAUUGAUGAAAUCUUUGGACCAGUCAAGAACCCUUUUUAUAUUGUUAGAUAUAAUUCUGAAAGUGAAGUUCCUGAAGGGAUCAAUGGGGGAACCUUGAUCUCGUUUGUUCCAGAAUUUGCUGAGCAUGUGCUUAAUAACAAGGAUCUUUAUAGGAAAGGGUACGAUGCUUCGGGUGCAAAUGAUGAAGAGUUAUCUGAUGAAAUGGAGUUUUCAGAUGAUGAGAAAGAGGCUGAAUACAAGAGAACGCAAAGAACUACAAAAAGAGGUGUAAAUGAUCAAAAUCAUGGUAAGAAAAAAAAUAACAGAAAGAAAUUUUCACCUAAAGAGCAUGCAGCACCAUCCAUGCCUGAUGCACCUGCUGCACCUUUGGUUAGUAAUGGAAAUUGUCCUCCUUUUCAAGGCAUUGGACAAGCUCUGUUGGGUGGAACUGCCACAGUUUCAUCAUUUCCCUACUCAAACGCAGCGCCCCCCAACUUUGCUACUCAUGGAAUUUGGACACAAGGAACAUUUCCACAGCAGCCACAGAAUGCUAUGUUUCCUAAUGGUUUUCCUGCGAAUGGGUUAUCAUGGUUGCCACAAAACACUCAAAUUCCUCCACAGCUGCCAAUGACAGGAAUUUCAUUUCAACAGCAAGUACAUGGCAAUCAGGGAUCUCUUUCCUCAACUAUGCUACCUGGGAUGCAGCCCAAUAUGUUUGCUCAAUCCAUAUAUGCAGCAGGGCUUGUUGGUCAAAACCAAAUGACAUUUGGGAUGGGAUCACCCUUCCCACAGAUUCAGCCACCUGUACAACAGGGAUUUCCAUCCAAUUCUGGCGCGCCCCCUCAGUUUCAUGCACGUCCAUCUGGUAAUCGUGGAAGAAAAAGAUUUCAUGGUGGAAGGAAAGGGUGGCGACCAACUAAGUGAAGUUCAUUUAUUGUGUAAUCCAUUGCAAACUGAACUGAUAUAUUGAGUCAGGCUAUUUUCCAAGGAAUGUAUUGCAAAUGUAAAUUUCUUGUAAGCCUUUGAAUUUUGAAAUGAAUUAGGCAAGUUCUUGAA
Vigna radiata var. radiata (mung bean) is the source of this 1957-nucleotide messenger RNA. Its product is annotated as H/ACA ribonucleoprotein complex non-core subunit NAF1. Gene Ontology annotation, cellular component: sno(s)RNA-containing ribonucleoprotein complex. Gene Ontology annotation, biological process: box H/ACA snoRNP assembly; pseudouridine synthesis; ribosome biogenesis. Lineage: Eukaryota; Viridiplantae; Streptophyta; Magnoliopsida; Fabales; Fabaceae. Gene Ontology annotation, molecular function: RNA binding. The transcript is spliced from 3 exons. The coding region runs from base 134 to 1825 and encodes 563 amino acids. The record is from RefSeq and is a predicted model, not a curated record.